AUGGACAGCGACCACGAAGCAUAUAUCCUCCUUCUUUUGUCGGACAGCAACCUCCCGACAGGCGCGUUUGUCGCGUCUGCUGGACUCGAGUCAUACGUCGCGCAUGGCUUCUUCACGGACCUCUCAUCGCCAUCCGAUGCUCCGCCUCCGGACAAGAUGGACUACACAACCAGCUUCCUGCGCGAUAACCUCUCGACAUACGCUCACUCGGCGCUUCCCUUUGUGCUCGAUGCGCAUCUUGUUGUCGUAGAAGCCCUCGAGGAGUCCGAGGCAUCCGCGGAGGCAAUGGCAGAUCGCGCGGUCGAACGCCUCAGGGAGCUGGAUGAACUCUACGAGACCAUGACGCUCAAUCACGUCGCUCGGAGGGCGUCCAAAUCGCAAGGCGUCGCUCUGUUGACGCUCUUCUCCAAGGGCUUCUCGAAGCCACGGCUAUUUCGACAGCUGCAACCGGCUGAGCCCUCUCGUGUAUCCGAGCGCGAAGCCCGCGCAACCAUACUUGUCGACCGCUUGAAGCUUCUUGUGCGCCGCGAAGAAACGCACGGACACCUGCCUAUUUGCUGGGGACUCUUGACAGCCGCCUUGGAACUAUCUUCUGAACGGAGUCAGUACCUCCAUCUAUUCCUGCAGGCGCGGAGCGUCCUCUCAGCUUCUGUGCGCCUUAACAUCAUCGGACCUUACGCCGCCCAGCAACUCCUCUUGCAUGCCGUUCGCCCGCUUGUCGAGGACGAGAUGUCACGGUGCAAGCAUCUCACUACGGGCCUUCGAGCUACUAAGGAGCAUGCGGCGCCUGAAGACGAUGCACUACACGGACCAGCGAUGACUUGGCCUCUAGGGGAGAUCCUCGCGGCGCGGCACGAUUUACAGCAUUCGCGCAUUUUCAACAGCUAA
This is a messenger RNA of Trametes versicolor FP-101664 SS1, 888 nucleotides long. RefSeq lists its product as uncharacterized. The transcript has 2 exons. Gene Ontology annotation, molecular function: nickel cation binding. Lineage: Eukaryota; Fungi; Basidiomycota; Agaricomycetes; Polyporales; Polyporaceae. Bases 1 to 888 code for a protein of 295 amino acids. The record is from RefSeq and is a predicted model, not a curated record.